Messenger RNA from Alligator mississippiensis (American alligator), 1007 nucleotides. RefSeq lists its product as uncharacterized. Bases 65 to 802 code for a protein of 245 amino acids. The transcript is spliced from 7 exons. Lineage: Eukaryota; Metazoa; Chordata; Crocodylia; Alligatoridae. The record is from RefSeq and is a predicted model, not a curated record.
GUGUCAGACCAUCCAUCAACCAGGAGCCUGGAGUUUGUUCCAAAAGUCGCAAUGUAUUUGACCCAUGAGCUAUUCCAAGCAAACAGAGAGCCCAGGCAUCCAGCUCACAGCUCCUCCCACGCUGGCUUUCCUGGGACAAAGACUUCCUCCGCCCCAGCCGGAUCAGCUUGCCAGGGCCGUGACUACAAAGUCUCCCUCACUGCAGCCAGGAUGUGGCAGGGCUCGUGGCCAAUACCAGCCCUGGGUGCAGGGGACUGGACCUUGCUGCUGCCCCUGGGGAGUGGGGACCUGUGGUGCUGCCCCCUGGCCCCUUUUGGGGUGCAAAGGAGUCCCCGGCCUGUCCUGCUCAGUGCCUGAGGGUUCUUCCAUGAACAUCUCCUUGAACGCAUCUAAAAACUCGAUGCAACUGUGUUUCACAAAUGAUACAUGCAUUGUGUCCAACUUUGGAGGCCCCAAAUCCUACAGCACACUUACCAUCGAUCUCAUCACCCUGAAGAAUAAAAUGUUAAUGGUGAAGAAGAUGAGCUGUGUGCUGCAAGGACACUACUACCUUAAGGAGUUCCUGUCUGGAGAAAUUUUACAAUACCUCACGCUGAAAAUGCCUGAUGUGGCCACAGCCUCACUAUCCACGACCACAGGACCUUCUGACAAGCCUGCAGAGGAGCAGGAGCAUUCGUCGGAGGCCGAGGCAGAUACUGGGAAGAGCCAAGCUGGGAGCAACUUGGGGACACGUGGAGGAGACACCACCACACCAGUGCACACAGCCCAGACCUGCACGUCCUGCACCAUCCUGGAUCUCUGAGGAGCCCGAGGAAAUGGAGGACCCUGACGCUGCCUUCAUGCAACCUCCUGACUAACCUGACGGUGGGUGGUUGGACCCCGAGAGAUGCUUUGUGAACAGGCCAGGGACGAAAGGGCUGCGGGACCUUGCUUCCUCUUUCCUUAUCUUUACUUCCGUUAAUAAAACAGUCAAGAAGGCGGUGUAACAAAUAAAUGCUUUACUCACA